Uranotaenia lowii is the source of this 2100-nucleotide messenger RNA. RefSeq lists its product as uncharacterized. The record is from RefSeq and is a predicted model, not a curated record. Lineage: Eukaryota; Metazoa; Arthropoda; Insecta; Diptera; Culicidae. The coding region runs from base 309 to 1946 and encodes 545 amino acids. The transcript has a single exon.
ACGAAACAGUGAACGUAGCACAAGGUAGCAAACAGUGAUCGAAACAACUUCUAAUGGUGACAAUAAUAUAGCAGCCAACAUACACACCCACCCAGCAGCGAGGAGACAAUUGAGACAUACCAAUGCCACACAAGCGAGUUGAUGCCUUUCGGUUGGCUGAACACAGUUCUACAGAUUUCAUACCGUACUCUGCAAUCCAACACUACUUCUAUCACCACCGAAGGCUUCCCUCCGCCGAUUAUCUCGCCUCCCUCCGUUCUCCCACCUCUCGGCCGCCAGCAGAGCUGUUUAUACAAUAAUCUCUGGAGAUGGCGAAGGUCUCGGCAACCUCCCACCAAGAUCCUACCGUAAUCGAUUUGAUGGAAUCAAGUAAAAAACGUCCACCAAAGCUAAAGUCAGCCGACCGAACGGUAUCCGUACGGAUCGAUAACUAUUCGCCCGGAGCCAGCGGUGGUGGAGCGAGCCCAAUCAUGCUCGACAACAGCCUAAUCGUGCACCACAGCCCGGUGGAGCGGCUCUCGCCUGUUUCGCACCACAAGCACCAAGAUCCGAAGGUGUUCAUCGUGGAUGAAGCGUCAGCGUCGACGCUCAAGGUCGAAGAUUACAGCCCAAAUCCGAGGAAACAGUUUCGCCGUUCCGAUACGCUGCACGUGUACUCACCGUCGAUGCACCAACUGCGGAAGGCCACGUCCUUUCACUCGAGAACCAACAGCGGAGGCUCCAAUCCGGACGAAAUCGUAGCCGCACCCAUCAUUCGACACAGCAGCGUUCGCCAUUCGCACAUCUACCCCCGGGAGUACCUGGUCAAACAGGACAGCGGAGGGGGAACCAGUAGCGGUGGCGGUGAGGAGGAAGAAGAAAUUCGCCCAGCUCCAGCCUUCGUCCAUUCCCCGAACUCUAGCGGGAAUCGGCGGAACUGUCACAUGCAUCGUUCCUUCAACGAUCAACAGCAGAAGCGAAACGCGGCAUUUCUGAGGCGCGAUUCGGUCAAGUUCCGGUCGCUCGGUGAUGACAUGCCGGCGGAAGUGGUCGACAGAAGUCCACGGGAAUCGAAGAAGUUCAACUCGGCAAACGCAUCGCUCGAGAACGAAAUCUACCGUUCACGUAGCAAUAGCCGCUCGGAGAAGAAAACCGAAUCGUUCUCGGACUUCGUGAGCCGUCAAAACAGCAAAAAGUACAACCAAAAGAACAGUACGACCAGUUUGGAUCAGGCUUUGCCAUAUAUUGGCGGUAGUGGUCCAGGGAGCUUUCGACGGUCGCUUCUGCAACAUUCCAACGCCCACCUCCUGAGUCCCAAUCCACCCUUCACGGAUGAGUUUCAACCACAGAAAUCACCCAUCUUCGAUCAGAAAAAAUCCUACAGUUUACGAUACAAAAACGGUAGGGAUGCAAGGGAAACGUUUAAAGCGAAAAAAUCCAAGAGCUUCAUGUUAGAUCUAGAUCCUCCACCGGCUAUUAUCAGUGGAGCCAGUAGUCCAUAUCGGAAAGAAAGUGUUUCCUUCACACCGGAAGAGGUGGACAAGAUAUACAAGGCCUCGCGGAAACUAUCUCCCAACAUAAUCCUGGAUGACAUUGGCCGGGAGAUCAAUCCGGUUCCGAUGGACAUCAUGGACAUCAACUACGGAGUCAUCAUGAAGACCUACCAGAUGAACCGGCAGAAGUCGAUGCGAAAGAGUCGACGAAAAGGGGACGACAAGAAGCUGGACUACGAAGACGACACCGAGUCGAACAGGAAGCGCAAACGGAUAGCAUGCAUCGUGAUGACCGUGUUCAUAGCCUUAGCAAUAUUCAGCAUCCUAGCAGUGAUCGUAACCCUAACGCACACCAGCGCGGGCCCAUCGCAGACGAAACCCACGUACACCUUUGCCCGGGACACUCCGAUCCACGCGAUUCCCACGUACACCAUGUCGAAAGAUUCGCCGAAACACUACAACGGCAUCAAUUGAUGCGGUAGCAAUCGUAGUUGGCCAUUGGGGUUGUCGCCACUGCUGGCAACACUGGACAACAUCUUCGACGCAGCAGGCUGCGGUGCAGUGGCGAUACGCUUCGUAGAACUGUUUAGUUAGCAGUUACUCUAUAGUGAUUUAGCAGGACGUGUCG